ACAAUAACAAGGCUCAAUAAGUUAAUUAAUUCAUAUACAAAUAUGGUUUUCUUUAGUAUAAAAUAAAAGUGGCUCAUUAUUUUCAACUUACACAUUUCUACCUUGAUCUGUACUUCUCCUUUGAUUAAUUUUUCAUCUUAAAUCUCAUAGAUAACUAUGUUGACCUUUUAUUCUAAUGAUUAUUUAAUAGUUAUCAAUACUGAUCAAAAACUAAUUACUUAUUAAAUAUCAAGCAAUUAAACAUCAACAUAUAGUAAUGGGAAAUGUAUUAACGCAUACUAUUAUCAGGAUAUGUACGUAUAUGGGGGAGGAGACAACAAUUUUCUUUAUAAUGCACUUUUUGUUAAUUUGAAUUUGAGUAAAUACAACUAAUACUCUUAGUUAUAAUAUUCAGAUAGUCGCCUACAAUCGUUAGUGGUUCUUUCUGGUCAGGAUAAUGUAGUAUCUAUAAAGUAAAACAAUAUUAUACAAUGGAUGUAUUCUAAUAAUAAACUCGUUAAUUUGAAUGGAUGCACUGGAUAAUUCAGAGGAUUAAUUUCAUUUAAAUAAUCUUAAAAAUUUUUAGCUUUGUGCGGUGAAAUAUUAAUAUAAUGGGAGUAAACAACUACAUCCAGUUAGAUUAAUGCAUCUGUUGUAAUAAUAUAACCAUUUAUAGCUGCAGGUUGUUAGUAUUUAUAAAUUGUGAAGUUAGGAGGACCAAUAGGAGAUUCUACAAUUUAAGAUUUUAUUUUGGUAGAAGACAAUUUAGUUACUCUCUGUACAUAUAGUAAUGGGCAAGUUACAAGAAAGCAAUCAACUCAGCUUGCUUCUAGACCUAGUUAAGUUUUGAUUUCAUAGUGGAGAUUUUUCUAUAUUGAUUCUUCAAAAACAAAUAUCUUUAUGUAUGAAAUUUUAUAAAAUAACAAUCUCAUUUAUAGAGCAAAUAUAAACGGUACUUUUACCUUAUCAGCUAUGGCAAUAUCACCCGAUAACUCAUAACUUGCAUAUGCUGAUCAGACAUCAGUCUCAGUGUGGAGAUAUACAUAAGGUAUAUGCUAAACUGGAUUUAUGUGGGACAAAGAUUAGUAGCUUUGUGUUUAAUGUUCUUAUUAUUGCUCUUCUUGUUCUCAGUCUAUCAGUUAAUGUGAUGCUUGCUAAACUGCCUCUAAUGGCUUAAGUAUUUACAGAUAAGAUAAAUAAAAUAAUUGCCAAUGCUAAAGUGGUUACUAUGAUAAUGGUAGUUUGGUAUGUGCUUAGUGUCCUUACUAUUGUUAAACUUGUUCAAAAAAUAACUAAGGAAAUGUUUAAUGUACAUCUUGUUCUUAAAAUAGCUCUAGAGACUAAAAUAAUAUUUGUAGUUGUCUUAAAGGAUUCUAUGAUAACGGAACAAGUGUUUGCUAAAAAUGUGAUUAAACUUGUAUGACUUGCUAAAAAAUUUAAUAAAUUGUAUAAUGUACUUAAUGUGAUCCUAAUUCAUUUAGAAUUUUGAAUGCAGGAAAAUGUGUUUGUCAAACUGGUUAUUAAGAAUAUACAGUUCCUUAGUCAAAAUGUCUUUCUUCAGCCUGCUUUUCAACUUGUAAAACAUGUUCCUAACCCUAAGAUUAAUUUUCAUGUUCAUCUUGCUCUCCUGACAGAACAUUAGUUUAACAAUAGAAUGGAAAUAUUUGCUAAUGUAAUCCAGGCUUUUACGAGAAUAAUAAAUUUGUUUGCACACCAUGCCAUAGCACUUGUAAGACUUGCAACGGUGGUCAAAAUAAUAAUUGCCUAACAUGCGAUUCUAACUAAAAUAGAAUAUUAGACUCAAAAACAAAUACUUGCAUUUGUUAAGAUGGUUUUUUUGAUUAAAGUGGUGUUUGUGUUUAAUGUGAUUAGACAUGCCAAACAUGCUAAGGUAAUGGACCUUAGAACUGCACAUCUUGCUUUUAGAAACAAUACAGAAAUUUAUCCCAAAAUUAAUGCAUUUGCAAUUAAGGAUUUGUUUCUGUCAAUAAUAAUUUAAUUUGCUAAUAAUGUGCUGAUAAUUGUCAAACUUGCAAUGUCAACUAACCUUUAAAAUGUUCAGUCUGUUUACCAAAUACAAACAGAAUGUUAAAUGCUUAGACAGGAAAUUGUGAUUGCUAAAAUGGGUAUUUUUAAAAUGGAUCUAGUAGUAUUUGCUCUCAGUGUGAUUAGUCAUGUAAAACUUGCUCAAAUUCAAGUAAAAACUGUCUAUCAUGUAGCGAUCCACUAAAAAUUUUAUAAGGCAAUACUUGCAUUUGCUAAGAAAGUUAUUUUUAAUUAGAACCAACUAAUUUAUGUUAAAAAUGUACAUCCAAUUGUUUAAAAUGCUCAAAUUCUUAAUCUUGUUAAAAAUGCUAACAAAACUUUGAAUUGAGUAAUAAUAAUUUAUGUGUUCAAAUAAUACCAUCCACAAUACCUCAGGGAACUCUUCACUUAGUUUAGAAUAGCACAAAAACAGCUGUAUAUGCAUCUGUGGGUUCAACUGUAGCAGGCUCAAUUUUUCUGUCUUCAUUUUAACCAAACUCAAGCAUAGCUACUUAGCUCCUAUUACUACAAAAAUUUAACUUUAUGCUCUUAAUAAAUAUCGCAUACCCUUAAUUACUGCAUGAAUUUUUUAUUAUAUUUGGAGGAACUUCACCUAUUUCCAGCUUACAUAAAUUUAAUAUCAUAGAUAAAUACUUUAUAAAAACUGAAGACAGUCCAGUUUAUAUUAGCAAUUAAUUUAAUUAGGAAAAUAUUAGCGAUAGCAUACUUAAAAAUAGUGGAGGCUGUGUAGUAAUCAUAACCAUCUUUUGGAUAAUAUCUCUUCCUUUUAUAAUCUUUUAUAAAAAAAACGAAAUUAUUAGAAACGCUGAAGAGAUUAAGUAUAAUUCUACAAAAUUGAUAAAAAAUAUAGGAGAAAACUACUAUCCUUAUUUCUUAGUAUUAAUCCACUAAGUUCUGAGCCUUAUAAUAUUUUUCUCAGUUUUUCUAUAGAUAGCUGCAUUUAUAAAAUUUGAUCCUGUUUCAGAUAGCUUAUUUGUUCCUAAGAUUAUACUUUUAAUAAUAGUAGGAAUAUAUAUUUUUUUUAUUGCUGGUAAAUCUUUAUUCAUAGUUAACUCUAUAGGAAAUUAUUAACAAGAUGUAAGCUUGCACAGCACAGAAAAAAUAGAGCAGUCAAUUUAUUCUAACAUAAAUUUGAACUAAAAGGGAAACACCUUCUUUAGGAGAAAUUACAAACUCAUUUAAAUAACAAUUGAGAAUAUUUUCAUUCCAAUUUUUAUUAUAUUUUUUGGAUUUGAUUCAUAGAUACAGAUUGGCCUUUGCUUAGGUUUUUAUGUUCUUUUAUUCAUACUAACUGUAGCAACAAGUCCUAUGAAUAAGUUUAUUGAUAAUCUAUUUUUAAUCUUAGAUUAAUCAUGUUGGAUUAUCCUUUAUGCCACAAUUCUUUUUAUAGCAGUGAAACUUUCAUUUAUAUUAGACUUUAAUCAAAUAAGUGAAAAAGACAUCUAAUUGUUUACUACUUUAAGUUGGGUUGCAAUAGGAUCUUGCAUAAUGAUUUUACUAUUAAAUCCUAUUUAUUUGAUAGUUCAAUUAUUUAGUCUCAGAAAAGAAUAUCAAGCUUAAAUUAAAGAAAUAUGCAACAAAAUAAAGCAGAAAUUUUAGAAGAAUGAAAGUUAAGAUCAAGAAAGUGUUACAAACUAUGACAAUGUAAGUCUUUAUGAUUUUACUCUAAAAAAUACGUCUAAACUUUGGGAUAGAUCAACUAUACAUUAAUAGCAUAUGCUAGAAUAAUACAGAUCUAUGAGAUAGCUUUAGUCUAACCCUUCUAUUUUUAAUUCACCUCCUUUAUUAAGCUAAGUUAAAAAAAUAAAACUAAAUAAAUAAAUUGAGCUUUCAAAAAAACAUGAAAUAGAAUUACCAACUAAAAGUAUAUCUCUUUAACAAUCAACAAAAGCUUAAUAAUAAGAAAAAAAUCAUAAACAAAAGAAUGAAAAAUUAGAUUUAAAAAAAAUAAAUGAUAAAUUAAUGUGA
Tetrahymena thermophila SB210 is the source of this 3993-nucleotide messenger RNA. RefSeq names its product transmembrane protein, putative. Gene Ontology annotation, molecular function: protein binding. NCBI's taxonomy places the organism in Eukaryota, Ciliophora, Oligohymenophorea, Hymenostomatida, Tetrahymenidae. The record is from RefSeq and is a predicted model, not a curated record. The transcript has 13 exons.